Molecule: messenger RNA, 1943 nt
Organism: Molossus molossus (Pallas's mastiff bat)
Lineage: Eukaryota; Metazoa; Chordata; Mammalia; Chiroptera; Molossidae
Gene: NCEH1
Product: neutral cholesterol ester hydrolase 1
Exons: 5
Coding region: 88-1314 (408 amino acids)
Cellular component (GO): membrane
Molecular function (GO): carboxylic ester hydrolase activity
Source: RefSeq, a predicted model, not a curated record
UGGCCCUUGCAUAAACUUGCUGGAGGUCUUUGAGUGGCAUUGCCCUUUUGUCCCCAUCAUCCCGCAGACGAGCCGACCCGGGGGAGGAUGAGGUCGUCCUGUGUCGUGCUCACUGCCCUUGUGGCGCUGGCCGCCUAUUAUGUUUACAUCCCCCUGCCCAGCUCCGUGUCCGAUCCCUGGAAGCUGAUGCUGCUGGACGCGACUUUUCGGGGAGCACAGCAAGCGAGUAACCUGAUGCACUACCUGGGCCUGAGCCACCAUCUGGUCGCGCUGAAUUUUAUCAUCACGAAUUUCGACAAGAAAAGCGCCUGGUCAUCUGGCCAGGUGAAGGUGACCGACACCGACUUCGACGGCGUGGAAGUCAGAGUGUUUGAAGGCCCUCCAAAGCCAGAAGAGCCGCUGAAACGCAGCGUUGUUUAUAUCCACGGGGGAGGCUGGGCUCUGGGGAGUGCAAAAAUCAGCUAUUAUGAUGAACUGUGUACAGCAAUGGCUGAGGAGUUGAAUGCUGUCAUUGUCUCCGUUGAAUACAGGCUAGUUCCAAAGGUGUAUUUCCCCGAGCAAAUCCACGAUGUUGUACGUGCCACCAAGUAUUUCCUGCAGCCGGAAGUCUUACAGAAGUAUUCGGUCGACCCAGGCAGAAUCGGCAUUUCUGGUGACAGUGCUGGUGGGAAUUUGGCCGCCGCGCUGGGCCAACAGUUUAAUCAAGAUGCCAACCUGAAAAACAAGCUCAAAGUGCAAGCUUUAAUUUAUCCAGUCCUUCAAGCUUUAGAUUUUAACACACCCUCGUAUCAGCAAAACGUGAACACCGCAAUCCUGCCCCGUUAUGUCAUGGUCAAGUACUGGGUGGACUAUUUCAAAGGCAACCAUGACUUCAUCCAGGCGAUGAUAGUGAACAACCACACUUCACUUGAUGUGGAAGAGGCUGCCGCCCUCAGGGCCCGUCUAAACUGGACGUCCCUCUUGCCUGCAUCCAUCACCAAGCACUACAAGCCUGUUGUGCAGACCAUGGGCAACGCCAGGAUUGUCCAGGAGCUCCCUCAGCUGCUGGACGCCCGUUCUGCCCCGCUCAUCGCCGACCAGGAAGUCCUGCGGCACCUCCCGAAGACCUACAUUCUGACGUGUGAGCACGAUGUCCUACGAGACGAUGGGAUCAUGUAUGCAAAGCGUUUGGAGAGUGCAGGUGUGGAGGUGACCCUCGAUCACUUUGAGGAUGGCUUCCACGGGUGCAUGAUUUUCACCAGGUGGCCCACCAAUUUCUCAGUGGGCAUCCGGACUAGGAAUAGUUACAUCAAGUGGCUGGAUCAAAACCUGUGAAGGAGUCGAAGUUCUGGAAUGCUUGUGCCCCUCGUGAACCUCCCGCGCCUGCUUUGGAGAGACAUGCACUUUGUAGUCGACUAAUUUUCCCCUGUUACUCGUGAGUUAUGCAAUCUCGAUCCCCUGCUUUAUGUUCAUUUAAUUUUUUAAAAUGCACUUGACUAACGUAAGUCCAGAAAGAUCUAAAUCUGGUUCUCCAAGUGGGCCAGUCUCUCUGUUCAUGCUUUAACCAAACUGCUAUGAAUACCCAUCACUGCAGAGAGCAGGACUAGGAGCUGGAGAUAGUUGUGUGUCCUGCCUUCAUCCGGAAGUUCUUUUUAGAUAACACAGUAACCUUGAAUGAGUUAAGAAAGCGUGGGCUCUUCUUCAACGUGCUAGAGUUUACUUUGGGUUGAGAACACUGUUAAAUGUGUGCACUUGAAGGUCAGUGCUGGGUACCAAGUGCUGUCUGUCCUUUGUGGGUGGGUGGUUUUGUUUCCCAUGGGGAUUUUGGCAUAGGUGUUCCAGCAAGGACAAGUUUCUCCAGUGAUGUUCUUGCAGUGGUUCUCAACCUUCCUAAUGCCGCGACCCUUUAAUACAGUUCCUCAUGUUGUGGUGACCCCCCCAACCAUAAAAUUAUUUUCAUUGCU